AUGGCGAAUCUGGCGACCACCCUCGGAGACGUGCUGGUGAACACGAAGGGCGGCAAGUUCGUCUCCCUAAGGCGGGUGAACCUCUGCGUGGAGCCGGACGAAACCGCGCGGGAGCACUUCGAGAAGGUGGAGCGGAAGCUCCUCGUGGCCUCCGAGGUCGAGGCACGCCUGCAGAGCUGCCUGAAGACCAGCCAGCGGGGCAGCAGCUUCCUGAAGCUGAAGCUCAACUGGGACCGCGUCCGCUUCUUUCUGGGACGCCGAGGGUCCGCGACGCGCGGGAACGCGAGCCGACCGCGGCGACGUGCCCGUUUGACUGACGGGCGGCCAGUCGGCGCAGCUGUCCCGACCCAACGGGCCCUGACCCGGGCGGGGCAGUUCUACUACCAGCUCGUGGGGCAGGCAGUUCGACGAGGAGCAGCCGCUCCCUCGGACUACGUCCUGCUGCGCAGCGGCGUCAAGAAGCUCGUGCGCACGCUCGCCCCCGACAGCAACUACCAUUUGACAAAGCUCGGGAAGGCCUUCUGGGACAAGUACACGGAGUGGCUGGCCCACACGCCGGUCCGCAUUCGGGGGCAGAACGACGGCCUGUCCGAGGCGCAGGCGGCGCGCAACGUCAAGCAGGCGGCGCUGUCCAAGCUGGGCGUGGACGACGACGGCGCCUUCUCCACGCUCCUGGAGCUUUCGGGCGAGCAAUACUUGCUCGACAAUAGCAGGGAGUGGACUCUGAGCUUUCAGACCACCCAGGCGGUCGACGACAGGGUCGUGGUGGAGAUCAGCCUGCGGCAGGUCCUGGGCGCACUAUCGCAAGUCUCGUACCAGCUCUGGAAGGGCGACGAGAUCCUGGAGUCCGCCUUCGAGCGGCAGUGGGACAAGCUGUGCGUCCCCCGGCAGCUGGCGGAGCUGCUGAAGCUCCCUCUGACGGAGGUGCUUUCGGACUUCGACACCAUCUGUGAGCGGGGCUGGCAGGAGCGCGGCGUGAGCCUCAAGGACAUCCGCAAGUUCUGCGUCUGGCGGGGAGCGCCCAUGUUCUUCGUGAACUGCAGGGGGCAGCUGAUGGGCGACCAGCCGGUGGAGAAAGAGGCACGGGCCGUGGCCUUCACGGCCUGGGACGGGUACCGGGCAGAGCGACGAGACUCCACAGCGCCGGAGUUCGCCCGGUGGCUGGAAUGGGACGGACAACUGCGUGCGGGCUACUUCUGGACUCGGGACCUGCGCAAGGCCCAGGGUGGAUUUGCUCUCGGAGGGCCACUGCCCCAAGGUGGCCAUGAGGAGCCUGCGCGAGUGGAGGGCCCAGGCGACGCCGACUGCGUCAUCAACGAGCUACCGGAGGAAGCGGCAGAUCUGCAGGCAUGGACGCAGAGGCUGGGCUUGAAGUACCGCGGGCAGAGGGAGCAGAUCCUGGCGGCGCAGGGCGGGCUGCGCAAGCUCUGCGGGGCGUUCGUGGGGCUGGGCACAUGCGAGUUCGACCACGUGGUCCCGGUGCACCAGGCCUUCAGGGGCCAGAUCCAGGAGCUGCAGGAGCAAGCAUAG
Molecule: messenger RNA, 1530 nt
Organism: Symbiodinium pilosum
Lineage: Eukaryota; Dinophyceae; Suessiales; Symbiodiniaceae
Source: the annotation of a GenBank genome assembly